Messenger RNA from Pelobates fuscus (common spadefoot toad), 1217 nucleotides. It is a transcript of the gene CIAO1, whose product is annotated as cytosolic iron-sulfur assembly component 1. The coding region runs from base 80 to 1087 and encodes 335 amino acids. The transcript has 8 exons. Gene Ontology annotation, biological process: iron-sulfur cluster assembly. The record is from RefSeq and is a predicted model, not a curated record. NCBI's taxonomy places the organism in Eukaryota, Metazoa, Chordata, Amphibia, Anura, Pelobatidae. Gene Ontology annotation, cellular component: cytosolic [4Fe-4S] assembly targeting complex. Gene Ontology annotation, molecular function: protein binding.
CGCAGGGCACGCCGGGGAGUGUAGUUCUCCUGGUGACGUCCCGACAGGCAGCGCGAGAGAAGCAGGAAGUUAUUCCAGGAUGAAGGACUCCCUUACUCUGCUGACUCGGGUUUCUGCUCACCCUGACUCCCGUUGCUGGUUUGUGGCAUGGAAUCCCACCGGAACAUUACUGGCCUCAUGUGGAGGCGAUCGGAUUAUCCGGAUUUGGGGCAAAGAUGAUGUUUCUUGGGUGUGUAAAUCAGUCCUUGGCGAAGGGCACCAACGCACAGUGCGAAAAGUAGCCUGGUCACCCUGUGGAAACUACUUGGCAUCUGCAAGCUUUGAUGCCACUACAUGCAUUUGGAUGAAGAAAAAAGAGGAUUUUGAGUGUAUCACUACUCUCGAGGGACAUGAAAAUGAGGUGAAAUCAGUAGCCUGGGCACCCUCUGGAAAUCUUCUAGCAACCUGCAGCCGUGACAAAAGUGUUUGGGUAUGGGAAGUGGAUGAAGAGGAGGAGUAUGAAUGUGUCAGUGUGCUAAACUCACACACACAAGAUGUGAAGCAUGUAGUGUGGCAUCCUAACCAGGAGUUGUUGGCCUCAGCUAGCUAUGAUGACACUGUCAAACUGUACCGGGAAGAGGAGGAUGACUGGGUGUGCAGUGCCACACUGGAGGGACACACAUCCACUGUGUGGAGCUUGGCAUUUGAUCAAAAUGGAGAGAGGUUGGCCACCUGCAGUGAUGACAAGACAGUGCGCAUCUGGAAGCAGCAAGGAGCUGCUGUGGAAGAAGGAGUGAGCAAAGAUGAGGCGAGUUGGAAGUGUGUAUGUACUUUGACUGGUUACCAUACAAGGACCGUCUACGAUGUAGAUUGGAGCCGUUCAACAAAUUCUCUUGCCACAGCCUGUGGAGAUGAUGCAAUUCGUGUUUUUGAGGAAGACAGCGGCUCUGAUCCACUGCAGCCUACUUUUUCUCUAACGGCUCAUAUGCCUCGUGCCCACUCCCAGGACGUUAACUGUGUGGCAUGGCACCCUAAAGAGUCUGGUUUGCUGGCUUCAUGUAGUGAUGAUGGAGAGAUCGCAUUCUGGCAGUACCAACGUUCAGAUUAACUCUAAAUGAAACAAUCUAAUGGUCGUGCCCUUCAAAAGAGCUGACUGUAUAUUAGCAUAGGAUAAUCUCCUGCCUUCCACGGGUAUUGGAUUUUAUUGUAGCUUUAUUAAUCUACAAAUAUCAUUCAAG